This is a messenger RNA of Ceraceosorus guamensis, 1990 nucleotides long. RefSeq names its product putative AGX1-alanine-glyoxylate transaminase. Gene Ontology annotation, molecular function: L-serine:pyruvate transaminase activity; L-alanine:glyoxylate transaminase activity. Lineage: Eukaryota; Fungi; Basidiomycota; Exobasidiomycetes; Ceraceosorales; Ceraceosoraceae. Gene Ontology annotation, cellular component: peroxisome. The coding region runs from base 483 to 1817 and encodes 444 amino acids. The transcript has 5 exons. The record is from RefSeq and is a predicted model, not a curated record.
AUGAUCGAGCUGCUCCAUAUAGCGCUGAUGCUGUGUCAACUUGCAUUCUGAUUCAAAUUCGAAGCUUUGCUUACCUGCAACGGACUCCGACGCUACCGAAGCUCAAAAGGCCAGCAUCACCACGGCACACCAGUUCUGCGUGUCCACACUCAGCUCGCUCGCGACUCUGCAAAAUACUCCACCUCCAAAGCCCAGGUUGGAUACACUAGCGCACUGCCCGCACGGUCAAAUCGUAACAGUGCAGCUUCGCACUGCACCCACAGGCUGUCAAGAGUGUAGUGUGCAUGCGAGUUGCACCUCAACCCUUCAACCUACGGAAAGCCAGCAGAAGCGCGCACACUCGCUCAGUCCCCUCCACGUCUCUUGCCAGUCAAGUCUGUUGAAGAGAUCCAUGUACGGUGCAGCACGUACAGCAUACAGCACGAUUCGCAGACCAUCACCUUUCAAACUUCGAGAUAACGAUCCUCCAUCUUGUCAGGGUCAUGUCUUGGCGAACUGCAUUGACAAGUCAAGCUAGAGUAACUCAUAGAACUCUACAAGUCGCAUCGCAUUUAUCUGCUUCUCCCGCUAGACAUUCCAACCCUUCCUCGCCCGUCACGAGCCCACCCCCCUCUCCUCGAUUAUCCGCCACAAUGUCUUCUUCAGCAGGAAGCGCAGGGUUCAAGCAGGAGCCCCACAAGCUCCUCGUUAUUCCUGGGCCCAUUGAGGUUUCCGAUGAUGUGCUUUGGGCCAACGCUCAUCCCUCUGUCUCGCACGUCUCGCCUGACUUUGUGCCCAUCCUAGGCGACAGCAUCCGCAUGCUCAGGCAGGUUCUCUUUGCGCCCGAAUCACAACCCGUCAUCACUGCUGGCAGCGGUACCCUUGGAUGGGACCACGUCGCUGCCAAUGUCGCUCAACCGGGCGAAGAUGUUUUGGUACUCAACUCGGGCUACUUUGGCGAUUCUUUUGCAGAGUGCUUCGAGACGUACGGUGCCAAAGUAACUCAACUGAAAGCGCCCAUUGGAUCCAAGCCUGCCCUGUCCGACGUAGAAGCAGCGCUAAAGAGCAAAAAGUACUCAGUGGUCACCUUCACACACGUGGACACCUCUACCGGAGUCCUUUCCGAUGCCAAGGGUCUAGGAGAGCUGGUCAAGAGAGUGUCUCCUGAAAGCAUCUUGGUUUUGGACGGAGUUUGCUCGGUCGGAUCCGAAGAGAUCAGAAUGCAAGAUUGGGGCAUCGAUGUCGUGCUUACUGCAAGUCAAAAGGGUCUCGGCUGCCCUCCUGGCCUCAUGGUCUUGGCUGCCAGCAAAAAGGCCAUCGCUAAGUUCGAGAAGCGCGCUUCACCUCCCAACUCGUACUUUGCCAGCUGGGCAAAGUGGCUGCCCGUCAUGAAGGCAUACGAGUCUGGGACCGGUGCCUACUUUGGUACUCCUCCAACCAACCUUAUCUAUGCUUUGAACGCCUCUCUGCAAGCCAUCACCAAGGGCUCCGUAUCCCUCGAAGACCGUUUCGCAGCGCACAAGGCGACUUCCGCCAAGGUCAAGAAUUUUGUGCAAUCCUUGGGUCUGGAGCAACUGGUAGCGGACGGAAUCAAGGAUGGCGCAAACGGUAUGACUGCAGUCAAGUACCCUCAGGGCAUCAAGGCUGGUGACCUUUUGCCCAAAAUGGUGGCCAAGAACAUCGUCAUUGCCGCCGGGCUGCACAAAGAGGUCAAGGACACUUAUUUCAGAAUUGGACACAUGGGAGUCACCGUUGUUGACCCUAGCAGAGGCGACAUCGACCACCUGCUCAAAAGUCUGAAGGAAUCUUUGUCAGAGGCUGGGUACAAGGGCAACUGAUGCUCGCUGGCACGGAUGUAGAAUUGAUACACAGGGAUGGGCUCUUUGGUGGAAGACACUUGAAGUGCGGCAAAAUUGCGAUUACAUUGGAAUCCUGCCCAUCACAACGCAUGAGCCGAUCGAUUUGUGAUGCACGAGCUACGCCGGACUGGCCAGCGGGUGAUUGAUGAUGU